CUUGAUUCACAGGUGAGGAACUCAUCAACAGGUGUCCUCUGCGCCGUCGCAGUGCCAAACCAAUCGUCAACUACAGGGGCGCAGCUGAGCCGGUUACUGCCGAAGUCAGGCUCGUGUCGACAGUGUGAAAAACUUUCUGGAUCUGUCAGGAGUCAUGUCGAAUAACAGCGCCGGCGGUUUGGUCAGUCUGCAGAAAAGCGUCAAGCAGCUGCGAUUUGAAGCAGAAAUCCGCAGAAUUAAGGUUUCUCAAGCUGCGGCUGAGCUGAAGGCAUUCUGCUUGCAAAAUGCCCACAAGGACCCUCUCUCAUGGGGGUGCCAUCGAGCGACAACCCCUUUCGCCACCCAAAUCAUGUGCGCUCUUCUGAGGAGUCGUGGAAAAGCUUGAGAACGUUCUUCUUCCACUUGGAUGUUUUCACUCCACAACCCUCCGAUCCCUUCACAUUACAGCAGAGCUGCUUAUCGUCACUACUAUCACACUAAACUGUUUAAUUCUGUAAGCUGCAUUGGGACUUGAAGUCUUUCCCGUUCGGCGAUGUGAGUUAUGAAGAAAACCGCUGAGAAGUGAUUUGAAAUUGUUUAAUUUGUAUACCGUUGAAUAAAGCCAUGGUAGUGCUAAAGUUACACUAGCAGGAGGAAAUUAAAGUAAUUUGUUGGUCAAACAGUCCACUGGAAAUGUGAGGACAAAUAUGCAAAAAAUAAUUCAUGCAUUUUAUUUUUUACUGUGUAGACGGGUUCAUUUGAAUACAAGCCUUGCACAGAAAAAAAUCUAAGUGCUUUCUUGUUGUAAUCAAUUUCUUUGUUAUUGAUACAGUUCUGUUUCUAUAC
Carassius auratus (goldfish) is the source of this 825-nucleotide messenger RNA. RefSeq names its product guanine nucleotide-binding protein G(I)/G(S)/G(O) subunit gamma-5-like. Gene Ontology annotation, biological process: G protein-coupled receptor signaling pathway. Bases 155 to 385 code for a protein of 76 amino acids. Gene Ontology annotation, cellular component: heterotrimeric G-protein complex. Gene Ontology annotation, molecular function: G-protein beta-subunit binding. The transcript has 3 exons. The record is from RefSeq and is a predicted model, not a curated record. Lineage: Eukaryota; Metazoa; Chordata; Actinopteri; Cypriniformes; Cyprinidae.